CUUGCGCGCCGGGGGAAGAUGGCGGCGGCCGGGGCGGGCGCGGGGCGGAAGCAGGUGCGGCAGGAGGAGCUGCGGCGCCUCAUGAGGGAGAAGCAGCGCCAGAACGCCGGCAAGAAGCGCAUCGAGUCGCCCUUCGCCAAGUACAACAGCCUGGGGCACCUGAGCUGCACCCUGUGCAACGCGCCCGUGAAGAGCGAGCUGCUGUGGCAGACCCACGUCCUGGGCAAGCAGCACCGGGAGAGAGUUGCAGAAUUAAAAGGCACAAAGCAGACAGCCACUGGCUCAGCUGCUGGCACAUCGUCUCAUCCUAUCAAGAGAAAAACAGUUGAGACAGAAAAUACAGACCUAAAGAGAGUAAAAGGUACAGAUGAAAAGCCACACACGUCUUCAUCGGGGCUGCCAGCAGAUUUUUUUGAUGAAGCAGAGCAAGACAGUGCCAGUGUACAGCUUUCCAAGGGCCCGGGUCCCAGUUUAUUGUCAGGGAAUUACGAUGACGACGAUGAUGAUGAAGAGGAGGAACAAGAACAAUCAAGCAAAUCUUCAGUUGUGCAUAAAACUGAAAUUCCACCUCCAACUCAAGAAGUAAUAGCUAAUUCUCUGCCUGCAGACUUUUUUGACACCAGAACCCCAGCUGCUCCUAUAGUUUCCCAUUCAGGAUCCAUACAGAAAGCAGAGAUACAAGAGAAGGUAGUUGAAAGGAAAGAAAACACUGCUGAAGCUUUGCCAGAAGGUUUCUUUGAUGAUCCUGAAGUGGAUGCAAAAGUGAGAAAAGUUGAUGCUCCAAAGGAUCAGAUGGACAAAGAAUGGGAUGAAUUUCAAAAGGCAAUGCGACAGGUCAACACAAUUUCAGAAGCAAUAGUGGCAGAAGAUGAUGAGGAGGGACGACUAGAUCGCCAGAUUGGAGAAAUUGAUGAGCAGAUCGAAUGUUACCGCCGUGUCGAGCUUUUGCGGAACCGUCAGGACGAGAUGAAGGAGAAGUUAAAGGAAGCCAUGAGAUUAAGAGCAGCACAAGAGAAAGAGGAGGAGGAUGUUGGUAGUGAAGAUGAAGAAGAACUGCAGGAUUUGCUGUCUCAAGACUGGCGGGUGAAAGGGGCUUUGUUGUAGCAUUUCUGCAACAUAGUUGACACUCUUUUUAUCUGUGGUCUUACUUCCAUUGUAAGAAGGGAGAUUCUUUUGUUAAAUAUUUAUUUAAAGAGGAUCGUGAGGUAAAGAGUCAAGCUUAUUCAAAAAUUUUUGUAGAUCUACAGUGGUGUAUUACUUGUUGUAAAAACUGUAUAUUGCAAAUGUUUUACAAUACUGAAUGCACCUUUCCUAUUAAAAUGACUGGUUUCCUACCAGAAGUAUUUUAGUAAAUGUGUAAAGAAUCUCUAGGCUUUUGGAAGCAUUAGUUCAGUUUGCUAAUUUUGAGAGUUGGCUUAUUGUCUAUAGAAGUGCAUAGUCUACAGAUUUUUCCCAGAUUGGGGGUUUAGGGAAAAUAUUAUGCAUUUAUGUUUUUUUAAAAUUUAUAGGUGCCCUUCUGUCCAUUGCCCCAGCUCCCAAUAAAAUAUGUACUUUUUUUUA
Molecule: messenger RNA, 1560 nt
Organism: Vidua chalybeata
Lineage: Eukaryota; Metazoa; Chordata; Aves; Passeriformes; Viduidae
Gene: ZNF830
Product: zinc finger protein 830
Exons: 10
Coding region: 19-1104 (361 amino acids)
Biological process (GO): mitotic DNA damage checkpoint signaling; nuclear DNA replication; mitotic DNA replication checkpoint signaling
Cellular component (GO): nucleus; spliceosomal complex
Molecular function (GO): zinc ion binding; nucleic acid binding
Source: RefSeq, a predicted model, not a curated record